Serendipita indica DSM 11827 is the source of this 2733-nucleotide messenger RNA. The record is from the annotation of a GenBank genome assembly. Lineage: Eukaryota; Fungi; Basidiomycota; Agaricomycetes; Sebacinales; Serendipitaceae.
AUGCCGAAGCGUAAACGCGCCUCGAGCCCUGGAGCAAGCUUGACCAAGAGACCGCGAAGGUCUGAUGAAGAAGAUGAAGACGGUCAUGGUACAGCGAGCUCUGCGGCACUGGGCAUGCCAGAGUCCAGAUCAACGCGUCGAAAAACCAUGGACACGUCAGUCACACCAGCGAAGAGAAUGCGGGUAGAGGAGGAUGUGGAUGUGAAUUCUGUAAUACGCGUCGAGCAUGCGUCUGUCAAGAAACAGUACGGUCGUAGUGCCAGAAACUUGCGCGAGCAGGUGGCGAAUCGCGGCAGGGCUAAAUCAGAAGAUAAAGAACAAGAGGAAGAGGAGGAAGGAAAGAAGGAUACGCGUCGUACGAACGCUCAAGCUGCUACACCGUCCAAACACGUUGGUCGACGAGGGAGACCAUCCGUCGCCAGUGCGAAAUCUGGUGCUGAGGAGGAGGAGCAGACGCAGAAGGAACAGAUAGAAGAGAUAUCGCUCCCCAGGAAUCCUGCUGGACGAACGCCGGUGCUAACGAUUCCCGCAUUAUCCAGUACUAGCGCGUCAACUGGUAGAAAAUCGCGACGUGGGACAUGGUAUUACGAGCCAGUUGAGACAGAUGAAGAAAAGGAGACGCCAUUGCCGACCAAACGGUCGUCUGCAUUGCGCAAGUCUGAAGCGAGCGCCGAUGCAGGGUCAAACUCUCGAAAGGGUCAAAAUUCCAGCCAGGGAAUCGAUGUAUUCGAGAGAUCUUCGUCCCGGAACGAUCAAGAGACUCCACGCAAAGCAAUGGACGACAUGAGGCGACGCACGCGCUCUCUUGCUUCUUCUGCACCUCCUAGUGACGACGAAGAAGAGACAAAGUCCCCGACAAAGAAUGUCAAAUCUGUCCGAAGACAGCCCUCCACCUUUACAACUCCGAAGCGCUCUUCCCGUCUAUCCAGUGCUGCUUCUUCAUCUGAAGCAUCCAGUCCAGAAGAAGAUAACUCGCAAGCCAUACGUCGUCCUACAAGGCCGAGAAAGGGGCGUCAGUCGUAUAAUGCCAAAGUCCGAAGAGCACCUAGUCUGGAUUUGCGGAGCGAGACAUCGUCCGUUGUAGCUUCGGAGGACGCAGUCGCAAAGCAUAUGUACAGAAAUGUGCCGGAUACGGAUACGGAGUACAGUAGCACCGAGGCCAAUCUCACCCCGGCUUCGGUGAAAGCCUUUACACGCUCUUCGCCGCCAGUGAUGGACCAGGGUAGUGAUGAGGAGAUGGAGGUGGACGAGGACCGCAAAAUAGUCCUCGAUGAAUCGAUCCUUCCACUACAAUCAGCCAGCCCAAGCAAGCAUCCACUUGCCAAAACACUACCAGAGAACUUUCACCGAUUUGUGCAGCCCCAGAAGAUGGCGGUUCUACAAAAGUUGCACACGCCGGCGUACAUCGAGGUGGCACCCGUGGCGAAUGGGGACCGGGCGAUUGUUGAAGCGCCUCCGUUGCAGCAGCUUGAAGAGCUGUUGAAAGGAACCUGUGAGCGAGGUGAAGGGAACAGCUGUUUGUUGUUAGGACCACGAGGAAGUGGCAAGACACUACUUCUAAAUACCGCACUCAAUGCCUGUACCAACAAUCCUAUCGUUGUGCGCCUUUCCGGUUACACUCAAACGACUGACCGGCUCGCCAUGCAAGAGAUAGCCUACCAACUGAACCACCAAACGGACUCGGUCUUUAGUAUUCCUGAAGAAGACCGCGAAGAAGGAGAGGCACCAGAGAAUGACGAAAUUGACUUUACGCCACCAGCGGCCUAUCUCCCUACCCUUGUUUCUCAACUUACGACGUUGAAACGACCUGUAGUCGUUGUCCUCGAUGCAUUCGACCUCUUUAUUUCACACCCUCGACAAGCGUUGCUCUAUUGCUUGCUAGAUACGGCCCAGGCAUGCCGUGCGGGUGAAGGCAGGAAUGGAUUGCUCAUCAUCGGGCUAUCAUGUGUAGUCAACUGCCUCAACAACCUGGAAAAGCGCGUCAAGUCGCGUUUUUCGCAUCGAAUUCUCAAAGUGUGUAAUCCCUCAACAUUGGCGGAGUACCUAGAGAUUGCGAAAACGCUUCUAAGUGUAUCCCUCACGCACGAGAGCGUCGAGUGCACGGCCAAGGAUUUGGCAAAGUGGAACUUGCACUGGCGCAAAUGCGUUGAAGAGUUUGUUGGCAGUUCGACCACGAAAAGGGCGUUUGUAGAACGAUACGCCUUUAGGCGGGAUAUUGGACACCUUUGUCGACUGUUGACAUCCGUCGUACAAGAGCUGAGCACGGACAGUCCAUGGCUUUCCAACUCUCGCCUACUCUUCACGAGUGAAUCCUCUGGGCUUCCAGAACAAUUUAGCUUUAUGAACCGGCUACCGGAUGCUGCGAUGUGGGUCCUCGUCUCGCUCAUCCAUUGGGACACGGCAGGUCACGCGACUGUCAACCUUCGCAUGGUACUAGACGCGUGCAACAAAGCGGCAAUGUACCAGGACAGCAUCCGCUUUGUCGUCUCCAACACUGGCGAAGCUCGCUCCGUCACGACGACGGCCGUCGCUCCUGCUCUCCUCCAAGCGGCAUACGAGGACUUGAUUUCGACUCGCGUUCUCCAGCCCUCCGCCUCGUCGGCGAACCAACGUUUCGAGUUUGUCAAGUACAAGCCCAUGAUCGACCGUGAGACAUUGAAACGAGUCGUCGAAAAGAAUGGGAACACUGCAGUCAAAAACUGGCUCAAGAAUGCAAGCGUCUUGAACGGAUGA